AUGGUUAUAUUGAUGAAAAUCAUAUUAAAAGCAAACAAUAUUUUAUUUUUAUUUUUUCAAAAUAUUUAUCCAUCAUCAAUUAUAUCACAUAGUGCUGGUGAUCAAGCAGCUGCUUUUAUUGCUGGUCGUUUAAGUUUAGAAGAAGCUGUUCGUAUGUUAGCUGUUUCAAUGAGUGAAGAAGAAGUAGAAAAUAAACUCCUUAAAGUUAUUGAACAUUUGGCUUGUAUUACUAUUGUUAAUAGUCCUCGUCUAGUAACAAUAAGUGGUGAUGAAAUACAACAAAUACUUCCAAUCGCUUAUCCAAAUGUAUUUGAAGCAUGUGUUUAUCAAAAACAAAUAUUUAAUUCGAUAUGUGCAAAACCAAAACUUUAUUCAAGUAUUAUUGGUGAUAAAAUGAAUGAUAAUAUACCAGUUGAUAGUCAAAUUUUAUUACAACUUACAACAUCAUCUCAAGUAUGGCAACAAUAUUUUCAUACUCGUCAAAUUUUACCUAUGAAAAAUCAUGAAGAAUAUUUCGAUGAUUUUCCAUUAUAUAAAUUUCAUCUUAGUUCAUGUUGGUAUGAAUCAAAAGAUCCAUCUAUACAACGUUUAGCUAAUCGUAUACCUACUCAUCCAUUACUUGGUAUUCGUCAAUUAAAUGAUCGAACAAAAGAUGAUCAACAACAAAAACAACCAACAAUUAUUUUUGAAGAUGUUAAAUUUGUUAAAGUACUUAUUUUAAAUGAACAUGAAUUAGUUGAAGUAUUUACACAAAUAAGUAUGCCAUUGCGUGAAUGGUAUAUUAUAUUUUGUAAUCAAGAUAAUCUUAAUAAAUAUUCAUUAAAUGAAUUUAUUUUACAUGCACAAGGUAAAAUUGAAAUUGAUUCUAUACAACAAAAAUCAUUAACAAUACCUAAUACAUGGACAACAGAAGAUAUAACAAGUGCUUAUCGAUAUGGAUCUAGUUUUCAAAAAAUCAAAACAAUACGUGGUACUUCAACUACAGUUAUAUGUCAAUUAUCGAAUGAUGAUAAUAAUUGUUCAUCUUAUUAUUUACUUCAUCCAUAUCUAGUUCUAUUACCAGGUGUUGAAAUAACAUUUCUUCCACUACGUAUUUAA
Adineta steineri is the source of this 1098-nucleotide messenger RNA. The record is from the annotation of a GenBank genome assembly. NCBI's taxonomy places the organism in Eukaryota, Metazoa, Rotifera, Eurotatoria, Adinetida, Adinetidae.